Lachnellula hyalina is the source of this 654-nucleotide messenger RNA. RefSeq lists its product as uncharacterized. The record is from RefSeq and is a predicted model, not a curated record. The transcript is spliced from 2 exons. NCBI's taxonomy places the organism in Eukaryota, Fungi, Ascomycota, Leotiomycetes, Helotiales, Lachnaceae. The coding region runs from base 1 to 654 and encodes 217 amino acids.
AUGUCUACGCAAAACCCAUCAUACGGCACAAAGGUCACUGACCCCAAUGCAUCCUCAAUUGAAGAGUCAACUGGAGCCGUUGCAAACGAUUCUCUGGCAGCAGAGUCCACAAGAGCCAACGGAGGCUUUGCCUCAAACCGCGGAAGCGAGCCCCAAGGAGUCUCUGGCUCCAACUCUACAUUCGCCAACACGAACACCUCGGGAGCAACCCGUCUAGAUCCUGCUUCAGACGCUGAAGCCCGUCAAGCAGAAGGCGACUGGGCCGAAGAGAAGAAACUUGGCGGUACUGGCACCUAUCCAGAUGCUGCUGGCGGGCAAGCAAAAGGUCUCGCAGUGACAAAUACGCAAGGCUCUUACCAGACUGGCGGUGCGUCUAGCAACGCUGGCACGGCUCCUUCCUAUGUCUCGAGCCAAUACGUCGAUGGCGGUGGUCCCAAGGGAAAGAACUUGACCGAGGGGGGGUUUGAGAGUAAUGAUAGCAAGAACGCGAGCUGGAGCCAGGAUAUUGGUGGGAAGAAUGACCCAGGAAGACUAGCGGAGCAAAAGUUUGAGAGACAGAAUGCGGGGGCUGGUCCUGACGCUGGACACCCCAGACAGAAGGGUGUGAGUGGUGAUAACACCUAUGAUGCUUUGGGAGGCGAUACUCAGGCAUAA